CCCGGAGACUCCGCCUCCUUUCAGGCCCCGCCCUUUGCCGUGCUCCUAGCUGACAGCCGCUCGGCUGGCUGUUUGCAUACAAAGGCGGCCACACGCGCGCGCGCCCGCUCGUGAAUCCUCUGAACCCAUUGGAGCCUGGACUUGUGUCUCCAGUAUGUAAAUCCCUGCCAGGCGCAACAUCUUGCCAAACUUGAAGAUAAAACCCAGCAGAUUUUAAAGUAGUCCGGUCAGUGUCUUCAAGCAGGCCCAUUGGAAACAGGUUCAGACAAUGAAUUACGUGGGGCAGCUGGCCGGCCAGGUGUUUGUGACGGUGAAGGAGCUCUACAAGGGACUGAACCCCGCCACACUGUCGGGAUGCAUCGACAUCAUUGUCAUCCGGCAGCCCAAUGGCAGUCUGCAGUGCUCCCCUUUCCACGUCCGCUUCGGCAAGAUGGGUGUCCUCCGCUCCCGAGAGAAAGUGGUGGACAUAGAAAUCAAUGGGGAGUCGGUGGAUUUGCACAUGAAGUUGGGAGACAACGGAGAAGCAUUUUUUGUUCAAGAGACUGACAACGAUCAGGAAAUCAUCCCCAUGUACCUGGCCACGUCCCCCAUCCUGUCAGAAGGAGCUGCGAGAAUGGAAAGCCAGCUGAAGAGGAACUCUGUGGACAGAAUCAGGUGCCUGGAUCCCACUACAGCAGCCCAGGGUCUUCCUCCCAGCGACACCCCAUCCACUGGUUCUCUGGGGAAGAAGAGAAGGAAAAGAAGGAGGAAGGCCCAGUUGGACAAUCUCAAAAGAGAUGACAAUGUCAACACAUCUGAGGAUGAGGACAUGUUUCCCAUAGAGAUGAGCUCGGAUGAGGACACAGCACCGAUGGAUGGGAGCAGAACUCUUCCUAAUGAUGUACCACCAUUCCAAGAUGAUAUUCCUAAGGAAAACUUCCCCUCGAUUUCAACAUACCCCCAGUCUGCAUCGUAUCCCAGUUCAGACAGAGAAUGGUCCCCCAGCCCCAGCAGCCUGGUAGAUUGCCAGAGGACUCCCCCUCACCUGGCCGAGGGAGUUCUCUCUAGCUCUUGUCCUCUGCAGUCUUGCCACUUCCACGCUUCGGAAAGUCCUUCAGGCUCCCGGCCCUCAACACCAAAGAGUGACUCUGAGCUGGUCAGUAAGUCUGCAGACAGGUUGACGCCCAAGAAUAACCUGGAAAUGCUCUGGCUAUGGGGUGAAUUGCCACAGGCUGCAAAGUCCUCUCCUCCGCACAAGAUGAAAGAGUCCAGCCCCUUAGGGAGUCGGAAGAUUCCUGACAAAAUUAAUUUUCAGGCCAUUCAUAGUGAGUCUUCAGAUACUUUUAGUGACCAGUCGCCAACAAUGGCCCGGGGGCUGCUCAUCCACCAGAGUAAGGCUCAGACGGAAAUGCAGUUUGUGAACGAGGAGGAUCUCGAGUCCUUGGGGGCGGCAGCCCCACCUUCACCUGUGGCCGAAGAGCUCAAGGCCCCAUAUCCCAACACCGCACAGUCGUCAAGCAAGACAGAUUCCCCUUCCAGGAAGAAAGAUAAACGGAGCCGACACCUUGGAGCUGAUGGUGUUUAUCUGGACGACCUCACGGACAUGGACCCUGAAGUGGCAGCCCUGUAUUUCCCCAAGAAUGGGGAUCCUGGUGGGCUCCCCAAACAAGCCAGUGACAACGGAGCCAGGUCAGCCAACCAGUCACCACAGUCAGUGGGAGGCUCGGGCAUCGACAGUGGUGUGGAGAGCACCUCCGACAGCCUGAGGGACCUGCCAUCCAUCGCCAUCUCUCUCUGCGGUGGCCUCAGUGACCACAGAGAGAUCACCAAAGAUGCAUUUUUGGAACAAGCCGUGUCAUAUCAGCAAUUUGCCGACAACCCUGCAAUCAUCGAUGACCCCAACCUCGUGGUCAAGGUUGGCAAUAAGUAUUACAACUGGACAACGGCAGCUCCUCUACUUCUGGCGAUGCAAGCUUUCCAGAAACCUUUGCCAAAGGCCACUGUGGAAUCCAUCAUGAGAGAUAAGAUGCCCAAAAAGGGAGGAAGAUGGUGGUUUUCCUGGAGAGGAAGAAAUGCCACGAUCAAAGAGGAAAGCAAGCCUGAACAGUGCCUGACUGGGAAAGGCCACAAUACCGGAGAGCAGCCUGCCCAGCUUGGCCUGGCCACCAGGAUAAAGCAUGAGUCAUCCUCCAGUGAUGAAGAGCACGCAGCUGCCAAGCCAUCAAGUUCAAGCCACCUCUCUCUCUUGUCCAAUGUCAGCUACAAAAAGACCCUGCGGCUCACGUCGGAGCAGCUGAAAAGCUUGAAGUUGAAGAACGGCCCCAAUGAUGUGGUGUUCAGUGUCACUACCCAGUACCAGGGCACCUGUCGCUGCGAGGGCACCAUCUACCUGUGGAAUUGGGACGACAAAGUCAUCAUCUCAGAUAUCGAUGGGACCAUCACAAGAUCUGACACUCUUGGGCACAUUUUGCCCACGCUGGGAAAGGAUUGGACUCACCAGGGCAUUGCAAAGCUGUACCACAAAGUAAGCCAGAAUGGCUACAAGUUUCUCUAUUGUUCAGCACGUGCCAUUGGGAUGGCGGACAUGACAAGGGGCUACCUGCACUGGGUCAACGAGAGGGGCACCGUGCUUCCACAGGGCCCGCUUCUGCUCAGCCCGAGCAGCCUCUUCUCUGCCUUGCACAGAGAAGUGAUUGAAAAGAAGCCAGAAAAGUUCAAAGUCCAGUGUUUGACAGACAUCAAAAACCUGUUCUUCCCAAACACGGAACCCUUCUAUGCUGCUUUUGGGAACCGGCCUGCUGAUGUGUAUUCCUACAAGCAAGUGGGAGUGUCCCUGAAUAGGAUCUUCACUGUCAACCCCAAGGGUGAGCUGGUGCAGGAGCAUGCCAAGACCAACAUCAGCUCGUAUGUGCGGCUCUGCGAAGUGGUCGAUCACGUCUUCCCAUUGCUAAAGAGAAGCCAUUCCUGUGACUUCCCCUGUUCAGACACUUUCAGUAACUUCACCUUUUGGAGGGAGCCACUGCCACCUUUUGAAAACCAGGACAUGCAUUCAGCCUCAGCUUGAUGCGACCAAGCAUUAAAGGAUAGGUUGUGGGGACCCUGGAGCUGCUGGGAAGGCUGAUAUGUGGCCAUCUGCCUAAGAGAGAAGCAUUUCUCCCUCGACUCGCUCGCUCGCCCCAGGGUGACACUUCUAAGCAUGGAGGGCGGAGAGAGGCUGCAUCUCAUCCAAUAGGCUGCAAGAGGAUUGGGUGCACUAGGAGUGUGCAGAGCAGCCCUCUGUCUGGGUUUAGCACAUGCAAUGCUGCACCCUCCAGUCUGCUCCAGCAAUUAGUUAAUGUGCAAUACAGGUGAUGACCCCUUAUCAGCGUGCAGGCCACCUGAGAGCUGUCUCAGUAUCACUGUACCCCUACCCCCGGGAACUCUGAUGUGCAUAGGGAUCGGUAGCAUCAGGGACACAUUUCCAUGACAGAGACAUCCAUGCCACCUUCUGCACACAGGCUGUGUCCCGAGUCUAAGUGAAGGGAACAUGGGCCUCGCUGGGUCUCAGCCCUAGCCUUGGCUUUGACUUUUUAGACGUUCCCUUGCAGUAUUGCCCACUUAGUCUCACUUUAGGUGAUAAGCUCUUUAAUUGCUUUGGUUAAAGGUGGCCUGUGAUGCAGCUGCAUCUCUCCCCAUUCCUCAUAGCUCAAGGCUGGGCUAUUUAUGCCUUAACGCAUCUGCAGCAGGCAUUUCCUUAGCGUGCACUGUCUAGCUCUCCGUAACUGCAAUGCCUUACCUUACAAGGGUAGUCCCUAAGGCAGCGUGUGUCCGCGGCAUCUCAGCACCUUCUGCGUCCUGCUACCCAGCAAGGAAGAGCCACUAGUGUGGACUCAGCAGCACUUAUGCCCACCAGGAAGGAUGCCGCUAAAGAAACUGGUUGUGUUUUUUAAGAAACAUAGUUUCCGGAAGUUAAAUUAUUUUCAUUGCAGAUAUUAUUUAUUUCUUUACUGUCACUGGGCUGCUGUUGUGAGCAUCCUAGCCAGAUCCUUAGGCUUAUAGCUGUCAUGAAUGCAUUAAAAGUUAAGUGUGCUAGACAAUCCAAAGAGCCUUAUUCUGUGGAUGUCACACUCUGAUCUUCUAGAAUCUCCAAAUCACUAAUUUUUCUUAGUUCCCCCCCCCCCCACAGUCUAAGGGCAAGAAAAAAAAGUAAUAAUUUGAGCAAUGUUCUUUAAGCUGAUAGAAAGUUGCUGUGAACUGUCUCAGAACAAUGUGAAAAAUGAAAAGUAUUUUGCUAAAAGAGUUGCUUUGCUUUGAAAGUAUUAUUUUUCUUAAAGGGUGUUCUACUCCAGAGACAGAAAGAUCUUUCUAUUUAAAUUUCAUUGUUAGGGUCAGAGGAGACAGGAAAAAAAGGGGGGGGGGAAGGAAAAGAUUGAAAAAGAGUUAAGAAAGAAAAAAGCAGUAGAAUGGACUGUUACUCUUUCUGUGAAAGAAAACCUAGAGUCACUGCCCUUGGAGUCACUGGGCUCUGUUAAGGUCUCAUGUGGUCCACAUAGUUCACAGGAUUGGAAUGAAAGCCACCGUCAUCUGCUGUGGGCGCCCACGGAUGGAGACACUUGGCCCUGAAUGUGUGGCUCCCUCGGGAGUCAGGGAAGCCAUGAAGCUCCUGGCUUGCUCUCUCGUGACCUUCAGAGGCCACGGUAACCCUUCUGCCACCACCAUGGGUUUGUGUGUAUUUCGAUGGCUGUGGACUGUAUACGAGCUCAUCGGCCUGCAGAGAGAGGUUCCCGGCCGUCUCCCUCAUGCCCAGGGGAAGCUCUGGAAGCUCUUUUCAAAUGCCCUCUGCAGCCUGCUGUCCAGGUGGCUUCCUGACACCAUGCUAGGACUUGAGCCAGAGUCUCUCUAUAACCAAGGCUGGUCUACAAUGCACCAUUUUAGACAUACAGCAGUCCUUCCACCUGGCUUGGGAACCUAGUUUUGAUAUACCUUAAACUUCCCUGUCACUCGACCCUGAAACAGAGCACACCUCCCACAAAACCACACUCUACGAUCUCUGUGAAAAUUUUCAAGAGCCCUGUCCAGGCAGUUAUGUGGACACCUACUGUUAGGCUCCCUGUGAGAUCCAAAUGAGAGCUGCACCCAGGUUCUCUCAAGUUGCUUAUUUGCAUCUGCACUUAAACCCAGGGGCUCCAAGGUCACGUGUUAGGAUACUAUAUGGGUACCAUACAUUUCAAAGUUGCUCAUGGAAAUGAGUGACUCGCUCCAUAGUAACAUGUCCUCAAAUGGUGAUCCCAUAUGAUGAAGGAGAACACCUGGCACAUCUGAGACAGGCUUCUGUCGUCAGAUACUUUCCCUUUGGAUUUCAGGUUCGGAUCACUACUUCAGAAUAUUUUACUUACAACGUUGGCUGUGUGUUUGCAAAUGCCGGUGCCAUGAUUAAAAAAAAAUCAAUAUAAUAUUUCACUGUGUUGUGUUUGAUGCAGAGCUAGGAAUUUCUGUAAUAAACAAGAUGGAUGAAAGACUUCUGAAAAUCAGGCA
Messenger RNA from Mus caroli (Ryukyu mouse), 5493 nucleotides. RefSeq names its product lipin 1 (gene Lpin1). Gene Ontology annotation, biological process: cellular response to insulin stimulus; positive regulation of transcription by RNA polymerase II; fatty acid catabolic process. Gene Ontology annotation, molecular function: transcription coactivator activity; phosphatidate phosphatase activity. NCBI's taxonomy places the organism in Eukaryota, Metazoa, Chordata, Mammalia, Rodentia, Muridae. Gene Ontology annotation, cellular component: nucleus; mitochondrial outer membrane. The record is from RefSeq and is a predicted model, not a curated record.